Molecule: messenger RNA, 1815 nt
Organism: Ogataea polymorpha
Lineage: Eukaryota; Fungi; Ascomycota; Pichiomycetes; Pichiales; Pichiaceae
Exons: 1
Biological process (GO): protein processing
Cellular component (GO): Golgi membrane; trans-Golgi network
Molecular function (GO): serine-type endopeptidase activity
Source: RefSeq, a predicted model, not a curated record
AUGUUUAUUCCGCCGCGAGAUUACCGGCAGAAGCACUACUUUUUGUUGGAGAUCUCGGCCGACAAGGUAGCAGGGCUGAUCCAGAAACUGCCUGAGCUGAACUACGAGCAUCCCUCGCGCGCCGUGGACAAGUACCAUGUUUUUUCUGUACACAAGGACAAAGAGGCUGAACCAGGGCUGUUGUCCCUAGAACAGCUGAAAACGCUCCACCGCGAGCCAGAGCGACUGCAUAAACGCGAGAACGGUCUCAGCAACGUGCUGGCAGACGCAGGAGUGCGAUCUGUCCACAUGCUGCCGCCCAAAAGGCUCGUGCACAGAGCACCGGUACCGGCUGUCGAUUCGUCCAUGGAGCCCAUAGAGACCGCAAAGAAGGACUUCCGCAUCGACGACCCCAUCUUCCCCGAGCAGUGGCACAUUCUGAACGCCAACUUCCCGGGCCACGACGUCAACGUGGUUCCUGUAUGGAAGCGCAAUAUUACCGGAUCGAACGUGGUCACCGCGUUGGUCGACGAUGGCCUGGACUACGAAAGUCCCGAUCUUGCGAGCAACUUCUGCAGAGAGGGGUCCUACGACUACAAUGACAACAGCCCGCUGCCCAAGCCGCGUCUAUCGGACGACUACCACGGCACACGGUGCGCGGCAGAGAUAGCAGCCGCCAAGGGCAACGGGUACUGCGGCGUUGGCGUGGCGUACGACUCCAAGGUGUCUGGAAUCCGCAUACUGUCGGGCGAGAUUACGUCUGAGGACGAGGCAAUUGCCAUGAUCCACGGUCUCGACGUGAACGACAUCUAUUCGUGUUCGUGGGGCCCGCCCGACGACGGGCAGUCGAUGGACAUGCCGGAAAAAGUCGUCCGCGAGGCCAUGAUAAAGGGCAUCCAGCAAGGCAGAAAGGAGAAAGGCGCGCUGUACGUGUUUGCGAGCGGGAACGGCGGCUACCACAACGAUAACUGCAAUUUCGAUGGAUACACAAACAGCAUAUAUUCCAUCACAGUGACCUCGAUAGACCACAAGGGACUGCAUCCGCCGUACGCCGAGUCGUGCACCGCCGUGAUGGUGUCUACGUACUCCUCCGGCUCGGGCGAGCACAUCCAUACGACCGACGUCAACAACCAGUGCACGGCUGCGCACGGCGGCACGUCUGCUGCUGCUCCAUUGGCAGCAGGAAUUUAUGCGCUUGUUUUACAGGCCAAUCCAGACCUCACGUGGCGUGACGUGCAGGCGCUGACGGUGAAGGAGGCAACGGAAGUCAACUCGAACGACCCGAGCUGGCAGGACUCGUACAUUGAGGGUCGUCGCUACUCGCCGGUCUUUGGCUGGGGGAAGCUGGACGCAGACCGCAUGGUGCAGGCGGCGCAGAACUGGACCCUUCUCAAGCCGCAGGCGUGGUACUACUCGCCCGUACAGCAUGCGAACAAAAAAGUCGACAACGUUGGCUCUGUCACAACCACGUUCGAGGUGACGGGCGACGACCUGGUGGCUGCCAAUUUGGAGCGGAUCGAGCACGUGACCGUCACGGUGAACAUCGCGGCGGAGCGACGCGGCGACGUGGAGGUGACACUUGUGUCGCCGAACGGGAUCAGGUCGGACCUGGGCCAGAGCAGAAAGCGCGACCGCAACAGUGACGGGUUCCGCAACUGGACCUUCUCGUCAGUCGCGCACUGGGGGGAGCCUGGCCCGGGUAACUGGACUUUGGAGGUGCGCAACACAAACGAGCGCAACAAGCUCACGUUCGAAAACUGGCAGCUGCGAUUUUUCGGCGAGUCUCUCGAUCCAAAAAAGGCCAAACGAUUCAGCUUGGACGAGGAUUACAGUGCG